GCCAUCCAGGUGGCAACUGGCCAACUCAUUUCCAUGCCAGUUUCAAACUUGUAUAUAUACUCCCAGUCUCAAGCUUCUGAUGUCCACCACACGACUCCUCAGUCAAAACUCUGCAUUCUCCUAUCAAUCAUGAAGAGCCUCCUCAUUCUUUGUAUUGCCGCCUCGGCUGCCCUCGCCUCGGCUGUUUCAAGCCGGGUCGCCCGACCUCCUCCCAGGACCUUCGGGGGCUACGUCCCUGGUCGUUACGUCGUCCCCGGUCGCUACGAUCAGACGCGAGAUGUCGAAAGCAUCAUUGCAUACCCCGACCACGCUAAUGCAAAACGUAUUGCGGCUGCUGACGUCGAAGCAGAACCCGAAGCUCACCGUCGUCGCGGGUUGAACCACGGGUCUACCGAGCGCGGCCGAUACAAGAGGGUUGCUGACGCCGAUGCUGAUGCGGGCCCUGAAGAUCGCCGUCGUCACGGAUGGACGACCGAACGGGACCACUACAAGAGGGAUGCCGAUGCUCACGACGGAGCCCGCCGCCGUCAUGGAUGGACGACCGAACGUGGCCACUUCAAGAGGGAUAGGGAUGCCGACGCUGAUGCUGAUGCUGGACCUCGCCGCCGUUAUGGAUGGACUACCGAACGUGUUCACUACUAG
Messenger RNA from Periconia digitata, 642 nucleotides. NCBI's taxonomy places the organism in Eukaryota, Fungi, Ascomycota, Dothideomycetes, Pleosporales, Periconiaceae. The record is from the annotation of a GenBank genome assembly.